Messenger RNA from Penicillium olsonii, 345 nucleotides. Lineage: Eukaryota; Fungi; Ascomycota; Eurotiomycetes; Eurotiales; Aspergillaceae. The record is from the annotation of a GenBank genome assembly.
AUGGCCGGCGCCCUGCUAGCGCCCGCCCUGAUCGCAGCGGCGUACUACGGAAACCAAUUCCUGAGCACGCACGGCCCGAUCGUGAAUUACUGGGCCGGUGGCAUCCACGUUGUCUCAUGGCUGGCGCAAUUUGUCGGCCAUGGCGCGUUCGAGAAGCGCGCUCCCGCCCUCCUGGAUAACCUGGUCCAAGCUUUGUUACUGGCCCCGCUAUUCGUCUGGAUGGAAAUUUUGUUCUUCUUUGGGUACCGGCCAGAGCUGAAGGAGCGCUUCGACAAGGGUGUUCAGGUGGAAAUUGAGAAGUUCCGAAAGCAGCGGAAGGAGAGCGAGGGCAAGGAGAAGCAGUAG